CUUUCGAUUUAACGUCCGAACGUAUCGCUCGAUAAUAACAAUACAAUAGUAUUUUUGUUUUGUUUUGUUUUUUUUUUUUUUUUACGUUUAUUUUAUUGUCUCGUCGUAUCGCAUCGCAAUUGCAUCCGAUUAUGGAUUCGUUCAAGUGGAUCGUUUUAGUGAGUAAACACACACAUUAAAUCUGCUGCUACCACAGCAGAUUUACGUUUUGAUAAUAAACAAUAUUCCAUAACAAUCGGGCUAUUUGUAAAUACAUAUACCUCCCGACGAUUGGGAUUAUCCGGAUCGGCAUGCCCCAAACUUUUCGACCCCGCGGCACACUAACCCCCGACCAGCGUUUAGCCGUGGCACGAUUGACACCGACUUACACGUAUUUUUUUUAUGAGGUUUUUAUCAUAUUAUUAAAAUACCAAACCAAUUAUCGUACAUCGGUUAUAUUACUGUUGAAUAACUUAGAAUGCGGUGACGUGCGUUUAUUUAGGUUAGGAAAACUCGCGUAAAAUUAUAUGGUAGUUAUUUUUAUUAUCAAAAUUGCACGUACAAUUUUUAUUGUCAAUAAUCAUUUUAAUAACGAUUAGUUUUCGCGGCGUACAUUAUAACAUGCAGGCCUCACGGCAUACUGCACAAGUCGGGAAUAGAUCUGUAGAUUCUAUGGAUCGAAUUAUCGCCGUCUAAAAGAUAAUCUAGAUAAAAACGACAAAUUUUAUAUUUUUAUCAAAAUAUCUUUCUCUCCUUGAUUAGUUUUUCGAAAAUAUACCCACGAUCAAUUCUCAAACUGUUUGCGAUCACGCUGUAACCCUUGCUGUUCACAAAAUACACGACAUAAUGUUAUUAUAUUUUAUACUUACCUACUAUGCAAAUUGAUUUUUCAUAUUUGUUGUUACAACCGUGGUACAUGUUCGAAAAUGCAUUUUCUUGGCCGCGACAACCAAAUUUAACAUCCUGGUAUAUCUUGCAUCCGUGUCGCCGAAGCAAUAACUAUAAUAAGGCGGUAGAGCAUAUCCCUGGAUUAAAUAAACAACAGAUUACAAGAGCUGCAAUAGUACUUAAAAAAAAAAAACCCCACAUAAAACAAUUUAGCGAAAUUGAAUUAAAUCCUAAAGAAUUAACGCGUACGGACGUGACACACGAUAUAAUUUUCACUUAGGUGGACUGGUUAUUAAGAGUUUUUUUUACCGUUAGCGGUACACGAAAUAAUUUUAUUUUCAUUAAAUUAUAAAAUCAAUUCGCGUAUAAAUAUAAUUACCGCGCCCUUGUCGCGCAGUAAAAUAUAAUUCUUUCUGGCGGUUUUUUUUUUCUUUCUCGCUAAACAAUUCGACUUCGGUAAAUCAUAGCUGUAGCAAACGGCUGCAGUUAGUACGGUUUUGUUGUCGCUUCCGGUGCGUUUUAAUUUUAAUUUUAUUUACGUUAUUAUUAUUCAGUAUGGAUACACAUGUACACACAAAUGGACAAAAAAACAAAAACAAAAACCGACCUUUUCUCCUUUCUAGAAACAUUUAUUCAAAUUAAUAUUUUUUUUCUUAUCCAUAAUAAUUAUUGUAUACGGAAACUAACGGUUAAGUUUAUUAUAAUGGUUAUAGUUAUUUUUUUUUUUUAUAUAAAUUUAAUCUUAUUAAAAGUAAUAAAAUAUUAGCUACACAAUAUCGUAUUAAUUAAUCACUUCUGCGCUAAACAACUAUUAAAAGCAUUCCAAUACGUUAUAUCGUAAUCAUAUUAUAAAAGCAUUUUAUUUUAAUCAUUAACAUACAUAUUGUAUUCGAUAACUAUUUCACGUACGUUUCGUUAGUUUUACAAAAAAGCGGUUUUAAAUCCGAGACAAAGUAAACGUACGAUUUUAAAAUUACCGCGUGUUUUGUCUAAUAUAACCGCAGAACUAUUGACGGGAGACAAAAAAAAAAAAAAACAUCAUAAUAUAUUGUCCAUAAAGUAUUCGAACGCUUUUCCAGAAUAGGCAUUGUUCGAAAAGUGUGUGUAAUAUACAUUGUUUAUUUAUAUUAUUCUAAAUGUGUAAUCGGAUAAACGUAUUCCGAACAGUGUACAACACAAACCGUAUUACUUAGAAGGUUAAAUACUUUAAUGUAAUACAUACAUAUAUAUAUAUAUUAUGUGUAUAUCUAUAUUGUUUUAUUGUAUACUGGUAGGUUUGUUUCGUAUAUCGUGAUACAUUCGUGUAGGAUUUUUCUUCUCUUUAAAACCAACAACGCGUAAUUAAUUUAAUUACGCAUCGACGGAAUAUUAAUAUCAUACAUGUAUAAAUAAUUAAGCUAUGUUAUUGUUACCAGGACUCGAGACUAAAUGUGCUUAAAAUCCACGAAAGAAACGUUCAAAAACGACAGAAAGACCCCGUCGGGGUUUUUAAAAAAAUAAAAUCGUACGCAUCAUAAUAAAAAAUGCUUUUGCGGCGCUAAAAAAUCGAAUUUAAUAACUGAGAGCCGUCAGGGAGAUGACUUUUAAAUCCUUCUGCCAUUUUUGUUUUUUGUAUGUUUGAAGUGAAUUUUUCAGGGGUUUUUUUUCACGUUUCCAAACGUUCUCUGUUGAUUUUAAGUUCUUAAAUUCCGACCAUUGGUUAUUACCGUUUAAAUACAACAUUAUUUAUGUGGUUCGUAUCCAGUGGCGGUCAAAUGUUUUUAUCAUAUGGGUUGAUGAGACUGUUUUUUUUUUUUGAUUUUUUUCGAACAAUUAUUAUUAUUUACGUUUUUCGUUUUAUAUUUAUAGAUUAGUAAAAUAAUAUUAUACAUUACCUAUUAUACUUAUCGAAUAGGAAAAGGUCAUGGCGGGAAGUUCGACCGCCCCUGUCUCGUACACAUAUCAACAAUAAUAAUAAAAUAAUCCUAAAAAUUACGAUAAUUAUAUAUAAUAGCAAUACCAUAUUCUAGGUAUACAUUUUAAUAACAUUCUAUUAAUUUCCAAGUAAUUUUUCAUUAAAAAUCAGUUGUCAAACGAACCAAAAAAAAAGCUUGCAUUGUAAUCGGCAAUAUAUAUCACUAAUUUUAAAAUUUUUUAUUGACAAAAUCCCGUAUAACUAUCAGUGGAGUUGCGUUUUUUUUUUUUUUUUUUAACAAUAUAUACGCGCGUAUAAUAAUUUAUUGCACGUAAUUUCUGAAGUACCCAUACAAUAUUUACUACUACACAUAAGCAAAUCGUGUUUUGCGAAAAUUCGAUUGCACGCGCAACCGUGGAAAUAUAAACCAACGGAGUUUUGCAUCUUAUGAUAAUAAUAAUUACAGUAACAAUAAUAACUAUAAUGAUAAUAAUAAUAAUAAUGAUAAGCUGCGUAUUAUCAAACCAUUAAUGCGAUUAAACUUAAAACUUAUAUUGUCGACGGGACGAAUAUUAUUUUCACGCGGACACGCUCGACGGGGAUCGAAUAAAACGUAAUUAUUGUGCGCGGAUAAGUUUGGAAACUUUUUUUGAAAACUAAAAUUAAAUCAAAGAGCGUUUUUCUCGUAGAACAAACGGCGAUCGCAAUUGUGCGUCUAAUGGGCGCAAAAAAAAAAAAAAAAAAAAAAAAAAAAAAAAAAAAAAAAAAAAAAAAAUGAGAUAUUCAAGUAGGGAAACCGCAAAAAGAAAAAAUUCAGUCGAUUUAUAAAUGUCGUAAUUUUCAAUGUCGCACAACUCCUAAAUCGAAUUGAGCUUGAAUUUAAAAUAUGUCAAGGGGGUUUGUGAGGAGGAUGACAUAUUUAAAAUAAAGAAUACUAGAUGGCGGAAAUUCCUUAUAUUUUUUUUAGUGUACCGCGUGAAAAUAUCUGAGCAUCAUUUUAACUAGCCGUAAAGAAACACGUCUUAGUAAAACCAAUAGCAUUUCUUGGCGCUUGGCUGCACGUGGAAUUUAAAAUAUAUUAUUUCUAUAACAGGCGUUGUUGCAACUGACGGCCGUGUGUUCGUGCCAAAAGUUUGGCGUGGUACACAGAAGACCGGCCACCGGUAACAGGCAGGUCGCGGCCAGACAACAGCAGCCGUAUUACGACGCAGCCGCUCAGGUGGCACCGACGACGACCGCGGCCGAAGAAGUUCUUUACCAGCAGCAGUUGGCGGCGCAACAGUACUAUCAACACCAGCCGACUGCGGCUGGCCAACAGCAGCAACAGUACUACACGCCGCAGCAACAGAAGCAACUGCUAGAACAGCAACAACAGUCCAGGUUGCAGCAACAACAGCUCCAACUCCAACAGUUGCAGCAGCUCCAGUUACAGCAACAGCAACAACUCCAACAACCGUCGGCAGCGAUGGCGGCGGACUCGGCGUACCUCACGCCGCAGCAGCAACAGCAACAGUAUAACAAUUACUACCAACAGCUACAGCAACAGCAAUUGCAAUUACAGCAACAGCAACAACAGCCGCAGUACAACUAUCAACCGCAGAAACCGUUGUACAGACCGGCCGCCAUACCGGUGAACGAGGUGCAGGCUGAUAGCCCACAGCAGCAGCAACAACAACAGCAGCAGCAGCCGAUCAGCUCGUUUCAACCACAGCAGUCUAGCAACCAACAAUUGCCGCCCAACUUGUUGGGAGUUCUCUAUUCGUCGGCCGCCGACGUGUCGAAAUUUCAAUUUUCCGGAAACGGCGUAAACUAUUCGUUUUAGUGGUCUGCUUUUUUCGUUUUGCGUUUUUUGUGUUUUGUUUUUUUUUUGUUAGUUACUUAUUUCUUACUUCUAUAUGUUUUUUUUCCACUUAAAUCAUAAAUUAUACGUA
Cinara cedri is the source of this 4692-nucleotide messenger RNA. The record is from the annotation of a GenBank genome assembly. NCBI's taxonomy places the organism in Eukaryota, Metazoa, Arthropoda, Insecta, Hemiptera, Aphididae.